Acanthamoeba castellanii str. Neff is the source of this 1044-nucleotide messenger RNA. RefSeq names its product HMGL family domain containing protein. Lineage: Eukaryota; Discosea; Longamoebia; Acanthamoebidae. The transcript is spliced from 5 exons. Gene Ontology annotation, molecular function: hydroxymethylglutaryl-CoA lyase activity. The record is from RefSeq and is a predicted model, not a curated record. Gene Ontology annotation, biological process: L-leucine catabolic process; ketone body biosynthetic process. Bases 1 to 1044 code for a protein of 347 amino acids.
AUGCAUCGGCCGCGAGCCAGCGCUGCCGUACUUGGGACAUGGAGGGCGUCCGGGGCUACCUUCGCUCCAAUCCAGGCGGGACAGAUGGCCUCUAGCCGGCUCAUCCUCCGGACUCCGAUUGCGCGCAUCUUCCCCCAAACCGCGGGGGGCUCGCCCAUGCUUCUGUCUGCCACGGCAGUACUUCCCUCGCAAAGGCGACCCCUCUUUCCUGCCACGUGCGGGAUGACAACUCGCCACUACGCUCAAACAUCCAAGAGGGUGGGCGGCAUGUCGUACAAGCCGCGCAUUUUCGUUGCCUCAUUGGGACAAAUUGCUGACCCUGCGAUCCCUCCCUCGCGCAACAUCAACUCCACGAUUGGCGAUAGCCUGGCGCGCUACCGUGAGCUCUGUAAGAAGGCCGCGAAGGAUGGCCUCCAGGUGCGCGGCUACCUGUCGUGCGUGCUGGGCUGCCCCUACGAGGGCCACAUCUCGCCCAAGAAGGUGGCCGACGUCGCCGCCGAGCUUCACGAGAUGGGCUGCUACGAGAUCUCGCUGGGCGACACCAUCGGCGUGGGCACCGCCGGCUCGACCCAUCGCAUGCUCGACGAGGUGCUCAAGCGGGUGCCGCUCGAGAAGGUGGCCGUGCACUACCACGACACCUAUGGGCAGGCGCUGGCCAACAUCCUCACCUCGCUCCAAUUUGGCGUGGCGACGAUCGACGCGUCCGUUUCGGGCCUCGGCGGCUGCCCCUACGCGGUGGGCGCCACGGGCAACGUCGCCACAGAAGAUGUUGUGUUUAUGCUCCACGGAAUGGGCAUCGAGACCGGGGUGGAUCUGGAGGGACUGGUCGAUGCGGGCGACUUCAUAUCAAAGCAGCUCAGGCGACCUUCCCACUCUCGCGUGGCAGUGGCCCUAGUGCAAAAGAAGAAGGACCACAUGAUGCGGCGGGCGCGGGGCCUCCUGGACGAGCUCAGCAACGGCAAGUUCAGCGCCCCCACAACCAAAACCACCUCCACCUCCACCUCCACCUCCACCACCUCCACUUCAUCCACCGCAUGUGUUUGA